UGAGAUGUUCAAAUUUUAAAAAAUCAUGAUUCAGCUGUAACAUGAAUUGUAUUUUUUCUAUCCUUGUUAAGUUCCUUGUUUCUAUCACUAUAUAAGAGAAGUUUAAACUUCAGUAAAAUUACAGCAGUUCACUAAAACUCUUGGUGUCUGUCUGUCAUUUCCUGCGCCGUAUCCUGACCUCUCCUGAUACCUUCGACCCUGACCUCCCGCGGUCUGACACUCUCCGCCAGAGCGGUCCGCGGCAGCUGGCGCCCGAACAGGGACCUGAAGGACAGGAUGCCGAGUCCCCCAUUUGGGUUCCGGACCGACACAUCAGACCUGCCCCGAAAGAAAAGGAAGCAGAAGCGGAGGCAACGGAAGCAGCAGAAGCAGCUGAUUCUGCAAAUGAAGAAACUGAAAGGCAACCGGGGAAAGCCAAUGACCUGGACUCAAUUUCGCUCGCUGACGCGACAUGCUAAAGAACUUUUAAUUGAAUUGGGGAAACCCCCGACGCCUGCAUGUUAUUUCUUGGCCUUUCUUUCUCUCCUCUCUGCUACCCCUCUACCCACAGAGGGGGUUUCCUAUUGGGCUUAUGUUCCAGAUCCUCCCAUCAUCCAGCCCAUAGGCUGGAUGGACCCACAACACAUUAAAGUGUUAACAAAUGAUUCACUAAGAAUAGGCGGUGCUCAGAAUUCAGAGCUCCGCCCUAGCACAUCCUCCUUUAUAAAUUUUGAGGGCAGAGCAGAUUCGUUACCGGUCUGCCUGACUCUUCAGGGAAAGGCUCCUCAUGGCUGCUUUACUACACGCUAUAGGACCUUUCUUACAGAUUCUCCUGAUAGGGCACAACUCGGUGAUUCCUCAGGUAAAAGAUGGAUAUGGGAGGUUCAAAUGCAGACUUUGGGUGAUCCUUUAUAUAAAGAAGUCUUUGUAAAUAGGCAAACAAGUCCUGAAGUACAGAGUAUUGAAAAAUACAGGGAUAAGGAUAAGUUCUGGGAUGCAGCAUUAACCAAUAAUCCAACAUGGUUACAAUGUGCUUUUCCUCAUGCGGCUACUUGGUAUGCUUCAGUUAAUUUGACUGAUGAAAAUUUAUUAGUAUGGGAUUAUUCUAAUUCUAAUAAUGGCUCCAAUAAGAUUUAUGAAAAUUAUAUUACACAAAAUAAGGAAAAAUUUCAUAAUUAUACUUAUGAUGGCCUUGGAGAGCCUCUUAGAAGUUGGUUUUCACCUGGGAUAGUAGAACCUACCUGGUUCAUCGAACAAGGAAAUAUCACAAGGCGGCAGUCUGACCUAUUUCGGUUAGUGGCCGCAGCCAAUAUGUUCUUGGAAAAGAAACCUGGUGAAAAGAAGUCUUUAGCUUAUGGUUUGCGUGCAUGUUUAUCCUAUCCCUAUGCCAUGCUUCUUGCGCAGCAGGCUUUUGUUAAUAUUUCCCAAGAGCCCGGAAAUUCUUAUUCGGUUACUUGCCAUUCCUGUAAAUUGACUAAUUGUAUUUCUUCAGCGGAACCAAAGGAUUUGGACACAGUUAUAAUCGUUCGGCGCCCUCCUUAUGUUUUGUUGCCAGUAGAGCUUGGUGAAGAGCCUUGGUAUGAUAAUGCUGCUUUACAAGUUUUAGAGGAUUUUAAUGCCCUUAUUAGGCCAAAACGUUUUGUUGCUGCUCUUGUUCUUUGCAUUGCUGCUUUAAUAUCAAUUUUAACUACUUUUACUGUUGCCACCACGGCAUUGGUUGAGACAAUUCAAACUGCACAGUUUGUUAAUAACCUCAAUCGCAAUGUUUCUCUUGCUUUAACUCAGCAGGAAUUAAUUGAUAAGAAAUUGGAAUCAAAACUAAAUGCUUUGGAGGAAGUGGUGAUUGCACUUGGUCAGGAAAUGAGCAAUCUUAAAAAUACGCUUUCAGUUCGCUGUCAUGGCAAUUUUAAGUCUAUUUGUGUCACACCUCUGCCUUACAAUACCUCUGAACCUUGGGAAAAAGUAAAAGCACAUCUGCAGGGAGUCUGGACAAGCAGUAGCAUUUCCCAUGAUAUUGACUAAUUACAAAAGGAUAUCUCAGCCAUGAGUCAGUCGCAUCUACAGUUAGGGGGGCUUCAACAACUAGCCUCCAGCCUUCAGUCUAAUGUAAAGGCUCUUAAUCCUUUAGAUUGGCUACAAUACUUUAUAUUUCUUGGCAUCCUUGUCUUGCUUUUCCUUAUAGUAAUUUUUCUGUUUCCUCCUCUUAUAUCAUGUCUUUUCAAGACACUCAAAACAGUGCAACAGGAUAUCUUUGAGCUCCGUUUUAAAAACAAAAAGGAGGAACUGCUACACCCACAACGGUGACCCCUGUGUAACUGUAGCAGAAUGCCGCUCUACUGGGGGGAACCGCGUGAAGGGAUGGGGUCAGAGCUUCUCGAAGCGGAGCCCCAGGCAGUCUCCUAGAGAGAAGCCCGACCCAUGAGAGCCGCCAGAAGAUCCCUGCGCUGCCGAGCAAUAUAUUCUGUUCUCUUUAUGCUUUUCUGCGUAAUCUAUCACUUUGCUAUCUGUUUCCCAAGCACAGGCUAACCCAGAUUCUAAAAAGGAAGCUGGCAAUGCCACCAGCCCUGAGAUGGAUAACCCACUGCUCGAGGCACCUCCAUUUAUCCAGGCUGUUUAUACAGAAGCUGGAUACAAUAAGACUAGUAAUCAAACUCUGGGAGAUUUCCUUAAUGCUGUGAAACGAAGAGAAUUCCUUAUAGAACACUUCCCGGAGGAUAUACUCAGUAUCUGAUUAAGGGGAGAUGGUGGACGGCGCCACGAUGGGUGCCGAAGCAAGGAAACUAUUUAGAGCCCCUACCAUAUACAGGAGGCUAUGAUGAGCGGGGUUACAGAUGGGUCAACCAUAAAGGCAAGAGAGUUCUUUGGAAUUCAUUAAACUUCAUGGAACGGUUACGUAGAAGCAGGAGACCAUGGUGUAUUUAUGAUGAAAAGGAGAGACGAGCCAUUUUAGAAAAUAUGAUGCCAGCCUUAAGAUACUGGCAUGCUUGCUUAUGCAAGCAGUUGUGGGAAGCCUUGUAUCGCAGAUGUGAUUCCUUUAAAGAACACAUUGCUAAGUACAUCAGAGGGGAGCUAAAACUGUCCAUGUAAAAAGAGGAAGUUGACACUUGUCUCUAAAGAUAUGCUAGACAUGAUUCACCGAGCAGCCAGUUCAUGACCAACCGCAGAGCCACAAAUAAUUGUAUUAAUAGAUAAACUUAUGCUAUGUCUGAUCUGGGGCUGGAAACUUUUCGCUGAGAUGUUCAAAUUUUUAAAAAAUCAUGAUUCAGCUGUAACAUGAAUUGUAUUUUUUCUAUCCUUGUUAAGUUCCUUGUUUCUAUCACUAUAUAAGAGAAGUUUAAACUUCAGUAAAAUUACAGCAGUUCACUAAAA
Molecule: messenger RNA, 3348 nt
Organism: Mesocricetus auratus (golden hamster)
Lineage: Eukaryota; Metazoa; Chordata; Mammalia; Rodentia; Cricetidae
Product: endogenous retrovirus group K member 113 Env polyprotein-like
Exons: 2
Coding region: 277-2001 (574 amino acids)
Molecular function (GO): structural molecule activity
Source: RefSeq, a predicted model, not a curated record